CUUGAUAGCAAACGACUGUUUCGUUUCAUUCUAUUGCCUUGCGCAAGACGUCAAGUGAAAACGUUUGUCCCGGCAAACGUUUCAAUUUCUUCAAUUUUAGAACGCCCGCCAAGAAACCUUUAGCUGACGAGAAAACACACCGACAAAAAUGUCAGGUAAACGGUCUGCAACAACAGAAUUGAAUCAUGAUAAUUGGAAUGAAGAGAACGAACCAGAAGAGGCAGGUACAUUUGCAAAAGCAGCAGAUGAUAUACUUGAAAAAAGAGUUAUAAAAACAGCGAAACGUCGCUUUUCAUCGAGGGAUGGCGCUAUGAAAAGCGCAUUUGGAACAUUUGCAGGUUUUAAAACUACUCCUGCAACCAGUUCGUCUCCAUUUGGUUUUUUAGCUAGCGUAAGCACCACUUCUACUUUAACUACUUCUGCUGCAUCAACGACAACUGUAAAUGCAAGCAGCAGAAAUAUUGCAAGCAAUGGUUCUAAAAUUCCUGAAAAAGAUGCAAAUAAAAUGGAAGAUACAAUUAAAGCGCAGACACUGUCGAGUACAAGUUCAAGCAAAACAAUUUUGACCAAGAAAGAGAAUGAAAAGACAAAGCGUUAUUCGUCAGAUUAUUACGCGAAGUUAAAGGGACUGAACGAGAGUGUCGCUACAUGGAUAAAAACUCAUGUAGAUGCAAAUCCAUUUUGUAUAUUAACACCUAUAUUUAAGGAUUAUGAGAAAUAUUUGAAGGAGAUUACAUCGAAAGAGAGCACCAAGACACAGGCAUCGCAUACUCCACAAUGUAUAACACAGGCUGCACAAAAUGAUAACCAAAAGGAUACAAGUACAGAGAAAAAACUUGAAACUUCUUCAUUUGACACCUCAAAUGCAAAUACAAAAUCUGCUUCAACUGUAGCAACAGAGUGGAAGCCCGAAAAGUCGAUAUUUUCCAACAUUGCUGCAAAUACAAAAUCGAUAUUUGGCAAUACAGAACAGAGAAUGGAAAGUCCUAAAUCUGUAUUCACCAAUGCGGAUGCAACAUCUGAUAAAGGUAGAUCUAUUUUUGGAAACAUAGAAUCGAAUGUUGCUGCUAAAAGUAUAUUUGGUAAUGCAAAUGUGGAAAGUAAUCCUUUCUUGCACAAAUCCUCUGCCGUUUCGGACGGAGGCAAGACGGACGAAGAGGAUGCGACAUCCAAUACAAAGUCCGUUGCUCCCACCUUUCCAGUUUCCACUUUUAGUUUUGGGCAAAGUUCCACUACCAAUAACGUGACUGCUGGGUUUAGUUUUGGAAGUGCAAAGCCAUUUUCGUUUGCCCCUCAGGCAGUGAAACCACAAGAUUCCGAGGAUAAAACAGAUAAUGAAAAUAAAGAUAAAGAUGAAGAAGAUGAAGAACCACCAAAACCAGAUUUCAAACCAGUAACCGAAGAAGGUGCUGUUUAUGAACAACGAUGUAAAGUAUAUAUAAAGAAAAAUGACAACUUUAGUGACAGAGGUGUCGGGAUGUUAUAUUUGAAACCAACACCAAAUGGAAAGACGCAAUUGAUAGUACGAGCCGAUACUGCUUUGGGCAACUUGUUACUCAAUAUUUUGUUAACUCAAAGUAUUCCCAUCAAACGCAUGAACAAGAACACGAUAAUGUUAGUCUGUCUACCGAUGCCAGAUUCUUCACCACCACCAGUCCCAAUGCUGUUAAGAGUGAAAACUAGUGAGGUUGCGGAUGAACUAUUUGAAACAUUGAAUAAACAUAAAAAGUAGAAAAUUAAAUAAAUAAAAGAUGACGCUGAUCGGAACAAAGAUGAUUUUUUUGACACAAUGUUAAGAAUGGAUAAAUCCUAAUUCAUACAUAACAGAAAAUUUGUUUAUUAAUCAAUAAGGUUUAUGUCAAGCUUCAUUAUUCUGUUCAUCAUUCCAUAAAAUAAAAUUUGUAAAUGUAAAUUAUGCGAAUACCUAGAAAAAUACAUAAUAUUUAAAGAUUACUAAUCAUCAGUAAAAUUGCAAGCAAACAGAGAUUUCACGAUUAAAAAAUGGUACAUUUUUUCCAAUUCUUAUUUCAUCUAUGCAGAUAUUGUACAAAAAUGUAAUUAACAUAUAUAUCUUACUAGAUUCUAUAUCUAAUAAGAGAUAUAUUCUAAUAAGAGAUAUAUAUAAUCUUAUUAUUUCUCAAAGGAUAUCUCUAUACUUACAUGUAUGGCGCUAUUUGGAAUGAUUGUUGCUAAUGUAAUCAAUAAUGUAAGAAUAAUACAUUGAACAUAUAUGUACAUAGUAGGAACACAAUAGUAUAUAUUGCAAAAUAGGUGAUUUAUGCAUGUAAUGGUUGAUGAAAUAUUCUGUACUAUUAAUUAUAAGUACAAAAAAAUACAGAUUACAUGGAAUUACCUGAUAU
Molecule: messenger RNA, 2360 nt
Organism: Formica exsecta
Lineage: Eukaryota; Metazoa; Arthropoda; Insecta; Hymenoptera; Formicidae
Gene: Nup50
Product: nuclear pore complex protein Nup50
Exons: 6
Coding region: 149-1732 (527 amino acids)
Biological process (GO): protein import into nucleus
Cellular component (GO): nuclear pore
Source: RefSeq, a predicted model, not a curated record